UUUGAUUAACAGCCGUGACGUCCAAACAAAUUCUCCCUGCGAUUUAAAGCAGUGUUUGGACGACACAGUUAGCUGCUGAAGCUAAACUUCUGUUUAACUUUAUAAAUCAUCGUAAAUACAUAUUGACCAGGUGAUAUUAUCUACCAGCGCUGACUGGACAAGGAUGGUUGAUAAUUUCGACGGUCAGGAUGUCCAAACCAGCGGGGAAUUGUGGUCGCAGAUCUGCUCCAGCCUUCCGGAGGUCCAGACUCCCGAGACCAGCUCGGAGUUCACGGACUCCUUCCACCCAGCAGCCCACUAUGAAGUCCAGGCUGGUGCACAAGUGAAUGGGACCAGUUCUCCCAGUGCUCAGUGGAAACCCAUGGAGGACUCCGAGUCUUACUUAGCCAGUUUAGAAAACCGUUUGAGAAAGAUAAAGGGUCAGUCCAGUGACGUGACCUCCAGAGACAUCCUGCGCUCGUUGUCUCAAGCUAAGAAGGAAUGCUGGGAUCGAUUUCUGCACGAUGCCCAGACCUCAGAGCUCUUCCAAAGCGACGACAUGGAUGAGAGUGCUCUGGAGCAUUUCAAGAGGUGGUUAAUCCCAGAGAAGGUGGCCAUCAGCGCGGAGGAGCUGGAGUAUCUCCUGAGGCCGACCCAGAGUACAGAACCGACCGGAUCAGUUCACACGACACACGAAGAGGAGACGGCGAGAGGAGAGCAGAACGGAGAGGAGGACGAUAGCAGCUCCCCAGAGAAAUAAAUGUGUAAAUAUUCUGUACGGAAGUAUUAAUCUGCCAAGUAUUCUGUAAAAAUAAUUUCCUGUUUACCUUCCAGUGGAGAUGUCGGGUUCAUCUGCCUGUUCUCCUGUUUUUGUCUUAAAUGUCCAUCUUUUUCCACAAAAUGAUGUAUAAAAAUAUACUUGUUCUCAUGUGCUUCUCAAAUUUGCUUAAAUAGGAAAACCACAAUAGUUGGAAAUACAAAAAGCUGUAAAUAUUGCAAUAAAAUACAAACCACAUUUUGUUUUUUAAAAUCUCACUUCCACAAAUCAAUAUAGCUUUUAGAAAUUAAUGCAUCAUUUUAUGUUUCCUUUUAUUUUCAGCAUAAUUUUACUUAUUUUUAAAUAAAAAAUGUUGUGACUGUUGCUUUGCUUCUUGCAUGCAGUUAAAAAUGAGAAAAAUCUGAUUUAAUGUUUUUAUUAUUGGAAAGAA
Gambusia affinis (western mosquitofish) is the source of this 1187-nucleotide messenger RNA. RefSeq names its product coiled-coil domain containing 32 (gene ccdc32). The record is from RefSeq and is a predicted model, not a curated record. The transcript is spliced from 4 exons. Gene Ontology annotation, biological process: cilium organization. Bases 164 to 739 code for a protein of 191 amino acids. Lineage: Eukaryota; Metazoa; Chordata; Actinopteri; Cyprinodontiformes; Poeciliidae.